Messenger RNA from Galendromus occidentalis (western predatory mite), 1336 nucleotides. Its product is annotated as E3 ubiquitin-protein ligase rnf8-A. The record is from RefSeq and is a predicted model, not a curated record. Gene Ontology annotation, biological process: protein ubiquitination; ubiquitin-dependent protein catabolic process; mitotic cell cycle checkpoint signaling. NCBI's taxonomy places the organism in Eukaryota, Metazoa, Arthropoda, Arachnida, Mesostigmata, Phytoseiidae. Gene Ontology annotation, cellular component: nucleus. Bases 116 to 997 code for a protein of 293 amino acids. Gene Ontology annotation, molecular function: protein binding; ubiquitin-protein transferase activity. The transcript has 7 exons.
GUUGGACAUCGUAUACACACGUAAGGGCCUCGGGUCAUUUGGCUUCUGGCAGCUCUGUUUUCCAUCACCAGCAAACUGACCCGUUGGUUGUGUUGUCGGUCUUCCACCGAACGUGAUGGCUAACCUGCUGCUGCAGGCAGAGUCCACCCGAGAGAUUCCGCUUAACUUGGACGAAGAAAUUCUGGGCAGAUCUGGCAACUGCUCAGUGUCGAUACAUUCUGUGAUAGUGUCUCGCAGACAUGCGGAGUUCCGACGCAGCUCCGGAGUUUGGACUGUUAAAGAUCUCGAAUCGGUUAAUGGAGUUUACGUGAACUACAAGAAAAUCGAACCACCCCACUCGUGCAAACUGAAGAACGAGGAUCUGAUCUCACUGGGACCGAUUCAUCGAACGAACAUGGCUUUCCAAUUCAUCCAAGUCCUAGACGAUCCUGACGCCAAAUUGGUCUCGCUGAACACGGUAUUCUGGUUGUCCACGGCUGCUAACAAACUCAUAUACACACCCGCCGGGAUCACCUCCCACGGUAAAAUAAAACCGAGAGAGCAAGCUAUGCUCGAGACGAACAACGAAGAAAACGAAGAAGAGCCACAUACGGAGAAAGUUUCCCCACCUGUCCCAUCGGCUCCCUCAUCUUCGCGAUCGGCAUCGAAUAUACUACAAGGCACAACUGUCGGCUUGGUUCAAGAGGGAACUUCUCAGCAAGAUGUAGUCAAACGCGUCGAAAGCAUCAUGGAGGAAGAGCUGACAUGUUCGAUUUGUUCAGAAUUAUUCAUGAGUGCGGUGACUCUUCCUUGUGGUCACAACUUUUGUCAAAUGUGCAUUAGGAGUUGGCGUCGAAAAAAAGACACUUGCCCCAUGUGCAACUCCCCUAUCGUGCAAGAAAUUCGCUCGUACGUGUUGGACAGCGUGAUCAAGCAACUUGUCUCAUUGAACCCCCUUCUGAAAAAACACUACGACAUGAGAUACAAACGCUACGCCGAGAGGUUUUCAGUCGAGUAGAAUGCGAUCCCGAAAUGGAAUCCAUGGCUUUACGUAUACUACUUCACUCACGUGGAGCAAAUUUAGGGACAUCAAUAAAAAGCAAUUCUAUGAGACUUGAGGGAGCCCCGAUGGCCUUCGGGAUCGCGCUUCACGGCUGCUUGUGCCCUUCUCGAAACGCUGACAGGUCCCCCCUUCCAACGUCAAAAGUCUCGACCAGAGGAAUAUAGCUGCCUGCUCAAGAAAUGCAGGAGUAGCCCUGUAGUGAACUUAUUCAAAGCAUCUCUUGAGUGCGAUUUUUCCCCUCCCCCUCUGCCUCCUGACCCGAAACAAUGCUUGCCCUGAUGGCGAGGGCGGUAG